AUGGGGGUCAUCCGCAUUAUCGCGCUGACAGUCCUGGGUAUCUCAGUACUUGUUUUUAUCACACUUUUUGGACGCUUGCCUGCAUUUAGGAAAACACCUAUCGCCUUCCUGCACCGGGUCGUGUGGGUACAUAUUCCCAACGGGGUUGCCUUCCUCGAUUCUCAUCUGUUUGGUGGGCAUAUUGUGCGAGCAUGGAACCGAUCAGGUAGCUAUAUGUGGAAUGAAAACCACCCGGUGAUUCUGAUAUUUUUUGUGGGCUUGCUCGCCAUCGGGGAAGCUGUCUUCCUUCCUCCAGCAUGGCCUCGCAUGUUGGGUGCUCAUAAACCGUGGGUUGUCGUGGUUGUGAUCUUACCCUAUUUACUGCUUUAUAAAUGCGUGACGACCAAGUCGUUCAUUACAUCCGAGAAUCAUGACCAAGAGAUGAAACGAUACCCGUAUGAUCGGGUGCUCUUUCAUCCGGGACAUCGUUGUCGAACCUGUGAACUACCUAAACCGCCACGUAGCAAGCAUUGCAAUAUUUGCAAAGGCUGCGUGGCUCGACAUGAUCACCACUGUGUAUGGCUCAUGAACUGUGUUGGAGCCAACAACUACGUUUACUUCAUGUCGAUGCUACUCUCCCUGACAAUUCUGUUAGUCUAUGGAACCUUUAUCGGUUAUCAGCUCCUCUGCCAGACCCUAGAGACACGAGUGACGGUAGAGGGGAAAGCAGCCAUGAAAGGCUGGACCAUGUAUUUUCAUAUUUGGGCACUUGUGAUCACCGCCGAUUACAAAAUUGGUACUGUGACCUUGUUGAUGCUGAUGACGGCGCCGCUGGCGGCUGCCUUUUUGAUUUAUCAUAGCUACCUGGUUUGGGCUGGCACCACGACCAAUGAAAGUGCCAAAUGGUCGGACUUGAAAGACGACGUCGAGGAUGGAUUUGUGUUUAAGGCAAAGCGGACCCAGAUUGAAAACGCACCACCAUAUACGGAUUUCGGCGAUGAGCCUUGGCCGGUACAAAGUGACCAGAUUUUGGUCACAGAUGAGGACCCGCCAAUGGAGGGUUUUAUCCUGGAAGGAGAUUCAAACCGUGUCCAUUACAAUCGUACCGGUGAGGUGCCAAUUGAUUCACGGUGGAGGCUAGUUCAAAGUAUGAGCGAGCUGGAUAACAUCUAUGACAUUGGAUUUUGGGACAACUUCAAAGAUGCUAUGGGGAUGCCGGUGAGGCGGAAAACAUGUAUAUAA
This is a messenger RNA of Penicillium pulvis, 1221 nucleotides long. RefSeq names its product DHHC family palmitoyltransferase. The transcript has 3 exons. Gene Ontology annotation, molecular function: protein-cysteine S-palmitoyltransferase activity. Gene Ontology annotation, biological process: peptidyl-L-cysteine S-palmitoylation; protein targeting to membrane. The coding region runs from base 1 to 1221 and encodes 406 amino acids. Gene Ontology annotation, cellular component: endoplasmic reticulum; Golgi apparatus. The record is from RefSeq and is a predicted model, not a curated record. Lineage: Eukaryota; Fungi; Ascomycota; Eurotiomycetes; Eurotiales; Aspergillaceae.